UCUACAUGACAAAAUACUAGAAUUUGGGAACUUACGAGAUCGUCUUCUAUUUUCAGCCUCACGUCGUCAAUCUUGAUACCAUUCUAAUCUCUUCCAUUCUCUGAUUUAAUUCGACCAAAACUCUCUCAUCGUGUCGUCUUUAGAGGACCUUUUCUCUUCCGUCCAUUCAUUUGUCGCCGUCUCCCGUUUUCACGCAGAGCCUCGUACACCUACUUAGAUCCCUAGAUAGAUACCGUUUCCGAUACCAAUUCGUACCUACAAUCACACGAAAAAAAAAAAAAAAACAGUAUAACCUACGAAAGCGAAGUGACAAAUAACCAAUUCUCUCCCACCCACCAACACAUAUAUACGCACACCCACCCAUCCUCGCACGGUCUCCAACAGACCAUGCCCAGCGCAACAUCCUCCGGCGUCGACGGCGGCACGAGCAGCGGAUCAUCGGCGCCGCGGUCACGGGAGCACAACCAGGGGAACCAAGAGCGAAAAUGCACUCCCGAACAAAAAGCCGCGGUGCUGCGGAUCCGGCGGUGCAAGGCGACGGCCUUCUACGACAUCCUCGGGCUCGAGACGGUGCGGUCGACCUGCAGCGACGCCGACAUCAAGAAGGCGUACCGCAAGCAGUCCCUGCUCACGCACCCCGACAAGAACGGCCACGAGCACGCCGACGAGGCCUUCAAGAUGGUCAGCCGCGCCUUCGGCGUGCUCGGCGACAAGGAGAAGCGCGACAAGUACGACCGCUUCGGCACCGACCCGGAUAGCAGGUUCGAGAGCGCCAGGGCCCAGGCCGGAAACCCGUUUAGCGGCUUCGCUGGCGCGAGGCCUGGGGGCCCGGGAGCUGGGUUUGGCGGAGGGGGCAUGUGGGACGACGAGAUUAGCCCGGAGGAGAUGUUCCAGCGGUUUUUCGGGGGCGGGUUUGGCGGUCCGUUCGGUGGAUUUGACACGGGUCCGCAAUUCGUUUUUAAUAUCGGCGGUAAUAGAGGGUUUCGCGUACAUCAGAUGGGCGGCGGGGGUCCGCGGAGGAGGCCUCGAGAAGCCGAGGGCGAGCAGCGACCGCAGACGGGCUGGGACACGCUCAUCAGCCUCCUUCCGAUCCUCUUCCUUUUCAUAUUCCCACUGCUAUCAUCCAUUUUCUCCGGCGGAGCGGAUUUGUCACCGAGGAUGCCUCAGAUGGUGUUCGACCACCCGGUACCGCCCCAAAUUCACCGCCGGAUGACGCCGAGAUUAAACGUCGACUACUUUAUCGAUCCGAACGAGAUCGUAGGUUGGAAUGAUUACAAGCUACAGCAACUAGAUAAGGAAGCCGAGACCGGGUUCGUGAGAAUUCUGGGCCGUCGUUGCGAAGCAGAGAUGCGUACGAGGCAGGAUCUGAUCGACAAGGCGUACACCUGGUGGGGCGGGACGGAUCCGGAGAAGAUGAAGAUCGCGGAACAGUUCGAGAUGUCGUCGUGCAAACGCAUGGACGCUCUGGGCGUUUCGCGGUAGCCCCGGUCUGAGCUCGUUCCCACGAUAAUUGAUUUUUUUGGUUGCUCGGUGCCUUGGUGUCUCGGUACGUCAGGCGUGGGCGUGGCGUGGCCUAGGUUUUCAUCCGGAGACGAGCGUAGCUUAGAUAGAUGUCAGUGUAAGCGACAGUUGAGCUGGAUUAGGAUCAUGCUCAACACCUAAUGAAAAGAAUUCCGACUGUUCGAAGGCGAAGAGUUUCGAAAUACGUGAUAUGUGGUAAGCACCGAGGGGGCGAGGUUGAGAACGGCGUCGUGUGUUCGCUAGAUUUAGAGAACCGAAGUAAUGGGCGGCUGAAGUUAAAGUAAUCCCACUGCUGUUACACGCUCAUGUGUUUCUGGAUUCUGGCUGUCGUAUCUAUAUAUGUACCUAGGGAAGUUUUACGCCUUUGGUUAGGAAA
Annulohypoxylon truncatum is the source of this 1897-nucleotide messenger RNA. Its product is annotated as DUF1977-domain-containing protein. Gene Ontology annotation, cellular component: endoplasmic reticulum membrane. Lineage: Eukaryota; Fungi; Ascomycota; Sordariomycetes; Xylariales; Hypoxylaceae. Gene Ontology annotation, biological process: cellular response to misfolded protein. Gene Ontology annotation, molecular function: Hsp70 protein binding. The record is from RefSeq and is a predicted model, not a curated record. The transcript has 2 exons. Bases 388 to 1482 code for a protein of 364 amino acids.